UUACUGUGAUUUGUGCUAAUAUACACGUACAUGAUACAUGUGACGUUACGUGGCUGGAAAGUCAAUUUUGGUGUCUGCGAAUGAAAUUAUCCAUGUAUUUUUUUAAAGCAGGUUUUUUAUAAAUUAUGUUAGACAUUUAUUCUACACUCUGUUGUGGAGGAAUUUUGGUAUUAAUUGCGUUUCUCGCGGUAUGUAUCAUUGUAGUAAAAACUACAAAACCAUGCCCGAGUGUCCUACGUUCAAAGAAAGAAAUGUCAUUUUUAGAUCCAAUAACUGGCAAGACUAGUGAAUUUCCUUCUCUAAGUGAACCAUGGAGCAUUCAUCUUAGUGUUGUUGUACCAGCAUAUAACGAAGAAGUUCGACUUCCGCCAAUGUUGGAUGAGUGUUUGGAGUAUCUUGAAUCUCGAAGGCCAGCUCUUACAUAUGAAGUUAUAGUGGUCAGUGAUGGUAGUCAAGAUGGUACAGCUGAAGUAGCUAGGAAAUACGCCAAGAAUCAUGGAGCUGACACUGUUAGAGUCCUGGAACUUGAAACCAACAGGGGAAAAGGUGGUGCCGUGAGAUUGGGCGUGCAGAGUACUCGAGGAGCUGUGAUACUGUUUGCUGAUGCUGACGGCGCGACAAAGUUUCCUGACCUCGCGAAACUCGAAUCUAGUCUGAAAGAUUUGGUUAAAGGUGAUUAUCUGACGGCACCAGAUGAUGUUGCCGCAGGUCUGGGAAUUGUGUGCGGUUCACGUGCUCACCUAGAGCAGCAGGCCAUCUCCAGCCGCUCGUAUUUCCGCACGGUUCUCAUGUAUGGCUUCCACCUCCUAGUAUGGCUGUUUUCAGUACGCGGAAUCAGAGACACCCAAUGCGGUUUCAAGCUCUUCACCAGAGAGGCUGCGCGUCUUUCUUUCGGCAGUUUACACGUGGAGAGGUGGGCGUUCGAUGCGGAAUUACUGUACAUUGCGCAGAGACUUGGAAUUCCUUUGUCAGAAGUAGCAGUUAACUGGACUGAAAUUGAAGGUUCUAAACUGAUUCCAGUUUUCAGUUGGUUACAAAUGGGAAAGGAUAUUUUUCUCAUUUGGUUAUGGUAUCGUAUUGGAGCGUGGAAACUUGCGAAGAAGGUUGCAUAGCGGAAGGACAGAUCGUUCUCAACAUUCCACUCAGAAAAAAGGUUUUAAGGAUUAUGUGUGAAAAGAAGAGAGCGUUACGUGUAUUGUUCUAUGGUGACAUCCACUUACGUUAAGAACCUUUUUAUAUAUUUUGUUUUCAGAAUAAAACAAGACUGGGAAGAUGAUUAAUGUGCGUGAGUUACGCUGCUGUAUAAGUAUGCGACCAAAGUAUUUUUCAGUUUUUUGUUACCUUCGUGACUACUUUGAUCUGUUUUCUUUCUCAUUCCUCAAACACCCUUUUCAUACAAAAAUUUGCUGUACAUUAUUUGUUGAAUUUGUAGGUACAGAGAUGGCAGAUUUAUGUAUGUUACCCCAUUUUAAUUUUGUUAUUUUAGUAUCGUAUUAUUAAAUUCCCUUGAAGUUCAUUUAAAAUUCUGUCUGACAGUUCCACACAGUUCGUAGUUACUGUGUGCAGGUUUUUGAAUAGAUGGAGCACAUUUGAACAUUCUUUUGAUUUUUUUAAAUGUAAGGUAUAUAUGAUUGGCUUUUAAUAGUAAGGGGGUGGAACUUUAUCAUAUUUUACAUAAAAUAAAAAUUGUAUCGUAACUUA
Messenger RNA from Zootermopsis nevadensis, 1701 nucleotides. RefSeq names its product Dolichyl-phosphate beta-glucosyltransferase wollknaeuel (gene wol). The record is from RefSeq and is a predicted model, not a curated record. Gene Ontology annotation, cellular component: endoplasmic reticulum membrane. NCBI's taxonomy places the organism in Eukaryota, Metazoa, Arthropoda, Insecta, Blattodea, Termopsidae. Gene Ontology annotation, biological process: protein N-linked glycosylation.